AUGGCUACUCUCCAAGUGGACAAGGAGAAUUGCCUGCCCUUCAGACCCACGCACCUGGGCACCAAAACCGUUGCCAAGGGCCUGACGGAGCAGUCCGGCGCGCGUCCUGCAGUCCUUCAGCCCCUCAGCGUCAAUGUCGCAUCAAAUACAGCAGCCAGCGCGGCUCCCGGCAAGGCUGCGCAGCCGACGGGCCCGGUCAAGACAGCAGCUGCCGAGAGUCGCACGGCGGAGAGGACCAGCAGCAGUGCAAGUGCGCGAUGGCAGCUGACAGACUUCGACAUCGGGAAGCCCCUGGGCCGGGGGAAGUUCGGAAACGUGUACCUGGCCCGGGAACGGAAGAACAAGUACAUUGUUGCCCUGAAGGUGCUGUUCAAGAACCAGCUGCAGACAUCCAACGUGGAGCACCAACUGCGGCGAGAGAUCGAGAUCCAGAGCCACCUGCGCCACCCCAACAUCCUUCGGCUUUACGGCUACUUCUACGACGAGACCCGCGUGUACCUUAUCCUGGAGUACGCUGCCAGGGGCGAGCUGUACAAGGAGCUGCAGAGGGUCGGGCACUUUGACGAGCCCCGGACUGCGACGUACAUUGCCAGCCUGGCCAAGGCCCUGCUCUACUGCCACUCCAAGCAUGUGAUCCACCGCGACAUCAAGCCCGAGAACCUGCUGCUGGGUCUCCACGGCGAACUCAAGAUCGCGGACUUUGGCUGGUCCGUGCACGCCCCCAACUCGCGGCGCCAGACGCUGUGCGGCACACUGGACUACUUGCCCCCCGAGAUGGUGGAGGGGCGCGCCCACGACACCGGCGUCGACAUCUGGUCCCUGGGCGUGCUGGCCUUCGAGUUCCUGGUGGGCACCCCCCCCUUCGAGGCUGCGGGGCACAGCGACACCUACAAGCGCAUCCUCAAGGUGGACCUCCGCUUUCCGGACACCCCUGUCGUGUCGGCGGGGGCCCGGCGCCUCAUCUCCAAGCUCCUGGUCAAGGACCCAGCGGCCCGCUUACCGCUCAGCCAGGUGCUGACGGACCCCUGGAUCGUGGAGAACGCCGACCCGGCCGUCCUGGCGCGCUCGCUGUGA
This is a messenger RNA of Auxenochlorella protothecoides, 1074 nucleotides long. RefSeq names its product Serine/threonine-protein kinase Aurora-1. The record is from RefSeq and is a predicted model, not a curated record. Gene Ontology annotation, cellular component: spindle pole centrosome; chromosome passenger complex; spindle microtubule. NCBI's taxonomy places the organism in Eukaryota, Viridiplantae, Chlorophyta, Trebouxiophyceae, Chlorellales, Chlorellaceae. Gene Ontology annotation, molecular function: protein kinase activity; ATP binding. The transcript has 7 exons. Bases 1 to 1074 code for a protein of 357 amino acids. Gene Ontology annotation, biological process: mitotic spindle organization; regulation of cytokinesis; protein phosphorylation.